Molecule: messenger RNA, 2412 nt
Organism: Paramecium tetraurelia
Lineage: Eukaryota; Ciliophora; Oligohymenophorea; Peniculida; Parameciidae
Exons: 4
Molecular function (GO): protein binding
Source: RefSeq, a predicted model, not a curated record
AUGAAUUGUAGUUAUCAUCAUCCAAAUCCAAUAUCUACAAUAUGUGUAGCUCCUCACAAUUGUUAGUGCUAAAGGAAACUGUGCCAUAAAUGCCUCUAUGAACAUGGAGUGGAUGUAAAAUAUGCAAUUCCAGUUGAUCUAAUUUAAGAAAUGGUUAUGAAGAAAUUACAAGAAUACAAUUUAGAUACCUCUGAAAUAAGAGAAUAGAAAAAUAAUUUCAAACUAAUACUCUCUCAAACUGAAAGCAAGAUGAAGAGAAUAUUGGAUGAAUUUACAUAAUCAAUCAAUGAAAUAUAUGAUUUGAUUGAAAAGAAAAAUAAAUCAUAUUCUAAUCUAAUCAAUAGAAAUAUUAAUAUAGCUGAAUCAUCUUAUUCUGAAUUAGAACAAAUAGCCUCAGUUUUAUUAGGGAAUAACAUAAAUGAUUGGCUAGAUGAGAAAAAUUCUUUUUUGGAUUGUUUGUCUUACGGGUAAAAUUAGUGGGAAUAGCAAGUUUAGUAGUUUUUGGAGAAAUUGGAAAAGGAAAUAAUGUCUAGUAUUCAACCUAUUUAACAAAUGUUAGAAAUUUAUGAAAAAAAGGAAGAUAAUAUUGACAGAUCAUUCCUCAAUUAUAUCUUAUAUAUGCUUAAGGAGGAUAAUAAAACAGAUAUCAUUUAAUAUUUAUACAAAAGACAAAAAUCAAAGUUGAGAUUUAUUUCCAAUAUUCUCAAAGAUCUUAGUGAACUUGACUUUUCCAAAGAGUAUUACUCAAAAGAGGAAUGUGAAUAAAGUAGAAAGCAAUUGAUAAGGGAGAUAUCUUAUGAUGAACACAUCAUUGAAUUUUUGAAAUUCCUAGUACAAUUGACAGCUAUUGAUGAGAGAUUUAUCUAAUGCGGAUCAAAUUCAUUGAAUUUAUUAGUCGAAAUGAAGGUGGAUUUGAGAGAAUAAAGUUUUGAGAAAAUAAGGAUAUAAGAGACUUCUCUGGUUGGUGGAAAUUUUUUUCGAUGUAAUUUCAAUGAAUCAAAAUUAUAUGAUGUGGAUAUAAGUGGAAUAAACUUGAAUUAAGCAUAAUUAUUCAAUUGUAAAUGGAAAGACAUCAAAAUACAUGAGUUAAAUAAAUUAGAUGGUCAUUCGAGUUGUAUUAGGUCGGUCAAUUUCUCUCCUGAUGUGUUGAUAAGUCUAUCCGUAUAUGGGAUGUUAAGACAGGAUUAUAAAAAGCCAUAUUGGAUGGUCAUUCUGGAACAUGUUUAUUCAAUUUGUUACUCUCCUGAUGGUACUACAUUAGCAUCUGGUAGUGAUGAUAAUACUAUUCGCAUAUGGGAUUUUAAGUCAUAAUAACGUAGUUAAAUUCUAUCUGUCUGUUUUUCACCUGAUGGUACUACGUUAGCAUUUAGUAGUGAUGAUAACUCUAUCUAUUUAUGGGAUUUAAUAAAUGUUUAAUAUAAAGGCAAAUUAAAUGGUCAUAAUAACUCUGUCAUUUAGGUUUGUUUUUCUUCUGAUGGUAAUACUUUAGCCUCUUGUAGUUAUGAUUUGUUGAUCUGUUUAUGGGAUUCAAAGUCAUAGUUAUAAAACGGCUAUUUAUAUGGUCAUAAUGAUUGGGUUAAUACAGUUUGUUUCUCUCCUGAUGGUAAUACAUUAGCAUCUGGAAGUUAUGAUCAAUCUUUACGUUUAUGGGAUAUUAAGACAGGACAACAAACAGCCAAAUUUAAUGGUCAUAGUGAUACUGUUCGAUCUGUUUGUUUCUCUCCUGAUGGGAAAACAAUUGCAUCUGGCAGUGACGAUGAAUCUAUCCGUUUAUGGAAUGUUAAGACAAAAUAACAAAUAGCAAAAUUAGAUGCCCAUACUAGUGGAAUUUCAUCAGUAUAUUUUUCUCCAAAUGGAACAACAUUAGCCUCAUGUAGUUUUGAUCAAUCUAUUCGUAUAUGGGAUGUUAUGACACAAUAAUAAAAAGCCUCAAUAGAUGAUUGCGCUUGUGAAAUUCUAUCAGUAUGUUUCUCUCCAGAUGGUACCACAUUAGCAUAUGGUGGCAAAGAUAAGUCUAUCUGUUUAAUGGAUAUUAUGACAGGAUAAUAAAAAAGCAAAAUUAGAUGGUCAUUAUGGAUCGGUAAAUUCAAUCUAGCAUUAGCAUCAGGUAGUAAAGAUAGCACUGUAAUUUUAUGGGAUUUUAAAGCCGAAUAAUAAAUCUUAACUUUAGAUAAUAGUGAUAAAGUUAUCUCGGCAUAAACAGGUAUUUAUUUUUCCUAUUAUUUAGCUACAGUUUUGUUAGUUUCUUAAAGUCCCAAUUUAGAAGCUUUAGGAGCUUAAAUUAUGAAUGGAGAAUUUGUAAAUUAAUCUGGAGAGGACUUAAAAUAAUUAUUCAAAGAGAGAGGUGGUAUAUUUUUAGAAAACGAAUUUGCAUUAUAAAAUAAUACAAAAGAUUAUUAUUAUUACAAAUGA